Neolamprologus brichardi is the source of this 1306-nucleotide messenger RNA. NCBI's taxonomy places the organism in Eukaryota, Metazoa, Chordata, Actinopteri, Cichliformes, Cichlidae. The record is from RefSeq and is a predicted model, not a curated record.
ACCGGAUGUUUCAUAUGCUUUGUGAGUUCACUCUGUGAGGGUCAGCACCCUCAGGGGUGGAAUGAUCUGCAGAAUCCUAACCUAGCAAGGCCGGCAGCUUCAGUGGAAACCUAAACUGGGACCAGCACUCUCAUGUUCCUGCACAGCAGUAAAUAGCUCUGUUUAACACCACUGUUGCACAGUCACAACGAAGAGGCUUUCCACCAUGGAGGGUGUGGCAGUGGACAACCUAAUAGACUUCGACCUACCGUCAGAGACCAAGACUCUCAACAUAGAUGGAGGUCAACACCAAGGACACACAGACAUUUUCUCCCCAGAGCCAGCUUCUUCCACAGGAGUGCACCAGCUGCCAGAGCCCAUGGCUCCAACCAAGCCCAACUCCCACCACCAGUCAGAGGAGGGAAACAACGACAGCGAUGCUACAGAGUCGGCAGACAGUGAAAAUGACAUGGACCCGCCCUCUCAUGAAUGGGAACUAAGAAGGUCGUCGUCUUCGUCGGCUCACAGCGGGGAGGAGGCCGACGCCGAGACAGUGGAGAGGAGGCAGUUCAUGAAGACGUAUGUGGAGAAGGUGUUUCAUGGAAAAGAGGACUUUGACCAGGAGGAGAAGGCUCGUUUUGGAGAGUUGUGCAGUGGAGAGAAUGGAAAAGGCAGGGAGUGGUUUGCCAAGUAUGUCAGCGCUCAGCGCUGCCACUCCAAAUGUGUGAGCGAGGCCACCUUCUACAGACUCGUGCAGUCUUUUGCAGUUGUGCUAUUUGACACUCAGCAUUUUGAGCUUUUCUUCUCAGGAAAGUCUCAGCCGUCUCCCUCGGAGCUGUUGGAUCGCGGUGGUGCUCCAGCUGGUCUGGACUCUUAUCUCAACAAGGCUAACACCUGGCUGUCAGGGAAGAAGGACGCCGCCGAGCGCCUCCUUAAACACACGUCCAAGACUGACGUCAAAGGCUUCUUUGGGGGCCUGGAGAGCAAGCUGAGAAGCUCAGUGGCUCCCAAGUCUGAUGAUGGGGAAAAUCCGGGGGAGACGAAGCCUAAAUCACCAGUGUCAGGCGCUCCAGAGGAAAAGAAAGGGGAAAAGGUGUACCUGUACACUCACCUGAAGCAGCAACCUAUCUGUUGCUGCAGGGAGAAGUGGUGUCACAUGACUGAUGAGGAGAAGAAGGACAGCUACAAAAUCGAUGAGAACAUCGCCUUUGGCCAGCUGGGGACGUUCACUCACAACAUGCUGGCGUUUGGUCUGAGUAGGAAGCUCUGCAAUGACUUCCUGAAGAAGCAGGCAGUUAUUGGGAACCUGAAUGAAGGUAAAGCAUGA